AUGGCAGGCGCUUUGUGCAUAUGGGGACGCGCUUCACCACGAUUGCUUGCUUCGACCGUAUCAUCAAUGCUUAGUGGAGGAGGAUCAGCACAAACUCUUAAUCAAAAACGGACAGUUGUCGAGAAAAGCAAGCUGAAGAUUGAUCCGGAUACUUAUCCGGAACCAUGGCCGUAUAGGGAAAAAGGAUAUCGCUGGCAGCAGGCACUCUUCGAUCGAACCAAGAAAAGGCUGCAUGAGAAUUCGAAAUUAAUUGUUGUCGAAGGAAAUAUGGGCUCCAAAAAGACCGAUGUAGCUCGAGCUGUUGCGGAUCGUCUUGGUUUUUAUUUCAUCCCCGAAUUUCAAAUGGAUGAAGUCUUAAUUGAUCGAUUUGGCAAUGAUUACAGGAACUAUUACCAUCUGUUCCCACAAUCAUUUCGUCUAUUUGAUACGAAUAUGUUUUACAAAGAUCCACACAACGAUCAUACAGCAAGGAUGCGCGAUCGUAUACUGCGGUGUCGUUUUGAUCAAUUCCUGAAUGCAGCUGCGCAUAUCCUAAAUACUGGCCAAGGUGUUGUUUUGGAACGCAGUCCACAUACAGAUUUUAUUUUUGCAAACGCUUGUCGGGCAAAAAAUUACAUCGGACAAGAAUAUUUCAUGUACUAUUACAUCGAGCGUAAAAAUAUGAUACCGAAUUGCCGUUUCUGGCCUCAUCUGGUGAUUUAUUUGGAUGUCCCGGUCGAUAAAUGCCUGGAGAAUAUUCGUCAGGAAGGCAAUGCAGAUAAAAUCGCAGUGGUGGAUCGAAAGUAUUUACAAGUGAUCGAAGAUUCGUACAAAGAUGCGCUGAAGGAAUUCAAGAAACAUUCUGAAAUUCUAAUUUACGAUUGGACCCAACCCGGUAACGUUGAUAAUAUUAUUGAAGAUAUCGAAGAUUUGGAUUUGGAUUUUUAUGAGCAUCAUAAAAGUGAUGUUUUCGCAACCUGGGAAAUUUCGAACAGCGAAGUGGAAUAUACGAUUGCACGCAACUUUGUAACAGAUAAACGAGAAGCACAUGCAUUUGCUUUUUUGGAUCUUCCACAACAUGAAUGUGGUGAGCUGUACCAGAGUCCUCGUGAACUUGGUCGCUAUAUUCAAUGUAUUCACAAUGAGAUCCUAAAAACGCGUUUUGUAUAUUCAGCUGUAAAAAAUACCGGCGAUAAAUUUGGAUGGUUCAGUAAGGUGAUCAGUUUUACGAAAGGAGAACCAUGGUUCGAAUACUAUUACAAAGAUGCAUAUCUUGAAGAUCUUGUUGGUAUUCAGGAGAGUCGGAUUUGCAGGUUCGAGUACUACUACAAAGAUGCGUAUCUCGAAGAUCUUGUUGGUAUUCAGGAGGUAAUCGCCGAUCCAACCCACCAAAGUUUUUACAAUACAAUCCAUCAUGAUCACUGA
Messenger RNA from Gongylonema pulchrum, 1404 nucleotides. NCBI's taxonomy places the organism in Eukaryota, Metazoa, Nematoda, Chromadorea, Rhabditida, Gongylonematidae. The record is from the annotation of a GenBank genome assembly.